Molecule: messenger RNA, 1070 nt
Organism: Cuscuta campestris
Lineage: Eukaryota; Viridiplantae; Streptophyta; Magnoliopsida; Solanales; Convolvulaceae
Source: the annotation of a GenBank genome assembly
AUCGACAAAGUUGUCUGAGGUAGCCACGGUUCUUGCCGGAAAUUGCCCUGGAAAGUUGAAUGAAGAAAACAUCGCCUGUGCAAAUCAGCCCACUUGUGAGCAUUUUUACACCCUCUAAACGUCGUUAUUUUAAUCUUGUUUCUAAACAAAAUUUGUAUCCUUAUGUCUUACGAAUCCGUAGCUUCAAACGGUCCGCGAUUUCGUUGAGUAACGAAGGAGAUAUGACCCAAAAACCGGUGCUGGUACAGUAGUGACGGGAAGUGACGAGUUUUGUGAUUUCGCUCCCGUUCGUUCGUUGAGCUUCAUCUCGUCGAUUUCCAGGUAUGAGAGAAAAUAAAUAUGGAGCCUAUUCUGGAGAUUACUGAGAUGGAGCACACGACGACACCGGCGGCGUGGCAAAGACGAUGGAAGGCGAUGGGCGGCUCAGCAGCAGCGGCGGCAGAGGGCUCUCCCUCCCCCUCUCAAUUUCCGAAGUUGACCUCAGCCAGCGGCGACGACGAACCAGCGGCCCCCGGCGAAUCCUUGUCCGGCGAGCAACAGAGAUGGCGUAACAGACCCGGCGCUGCUACUCCUGAUAUCGAACAUGGGAUAAUGGUCUUGAAAGAUCCAUUCUCGUCUGAAAAGGUUGUUGAAUCCCGCUUUAUAAACUGGCCUUGUGGUCGCACUCAAGAGGAUAUCCACCAUGUUGCGGCCACGGGUGGGUACAUUCAUUAUCUGCUUUUGGCCUCCAAAGAGGCCCUUCAGCUUUGGAGGCUCAGUGAUUAUGCUCGGGGUGAUUGGACGUUGGUGCAGAAGCUACAUCUUAACGACAAUGGGCUUUUGCGCGUGGUUAAUUUUACGCAUUUUAUCUACUUGCAUCCAUUCAAGCCCGAAGUAGCAAUUUUUGUGACGACGAGGCGCAUAUUUUUGGUGAAUAUUGAAGAGAAGAAAAUUCUGGAACAAGGGCAGUACUCUAUGUCCUCCCUAAUGUUGGAGUAUCCACUGGUCAUCCCGUGAUGGCCGACAUCAUUUUUGAGGAGGGAAAGGGAGAGGGUCCAUGAAAUGACAGGGAAUGAAGAGGGUCAGAAUGU